AUUCAAACAGUAAAUAAAACUAAAUAGUAAAUUUAUUCUUUGUGGAGUAUGUGAUUUGUAUUAUAGCUAAAUUUUAAAUGAGAUAAAAACUCUAAUUAUGUCUGCAAAUUCGAUAGAACUAAGUUCAUAUCGCGAUCAGCAUUUCAAAGGUUCAAGGAACGAGCAAGAAAAGCUUCUUAAAGAUACAAGUACAUUAUAUGUAGGAAAUUUAUCGUUUUACACCACGGAAGAGCAAAUAAAUGAACUUUUUUCGCGAUGUGGAGAUGUAAGAAGAAUAGUAAUGGGCCUUGAUAAGUACAAAAAAACCCCUUGUGGGUUUUGUUUUGUUGAAUAUUAUACUCGAAAUGAAGCUGAAUUUUGCAUGAGAUAUGUUAAUGGGACAAGACUUGAUGAUCGGUUGAUUCGAGUUGAUUGGGAUGCUGGUUUUAUUGAAGGCCGCCAGUAUGGUAGAGGAAAAUCGGGUGGACAAGUUCGUGAUGAAUAUCGAACUGAUUACGAUGCUGGAAGAGGAGGGUAUGGGAAGCUUUUACAACAGAAAAUUGCACCAAAUACAGCUGCAAUUGUGUAAAUUGUCAUCAUAUCCUAGUGUAUCUUAUUAGUUCAUAUUUUACAAUAAAUCUUUUUUAUUUUUAAACGCCUGAA
Condylostylus longicornis is the source of this 642-nucleotide messenger RNA. It is a transcript of the gene Cbp20, whose product is annotated as nuclear cap-binding protein subunit 2. Lineage: Eukaryota; Metazoa; Arthropoda; Insecta; Diptera; Dolichopodidae. Gene Ontology annotation, molecular function: RNA cap binding. Bases 98 to 568 code for a protein of 156 amino acids. Gene Ontology annotation, biological process: mRNA cis splicing, via spliceosome. The transcript has 3 exons. The record is from RefSeq and is a predicted model, not a curated record. Gene Ontology annotation, cellular component: nuclear cap binding complex.